This is a messenger RNA of Fonsecaea multimorphosa CBS 102226, 3777 nucleotides long. RefSeq lists its product as uncharacterized. The transcript has 7 exons. Gene Ontology annotation, cellular component: membrane. The coding region runs from base 1 to 3777 and encodes 1258 amino acids. NCBI's taxonomy places the organism in Eukaryota, Fungi, Ascomycota, Eurotiomycetes, Chaetothyriales, Herpotrichiellaceae. Gene Ontology annotation, molecular function: ABC-type transporter activity; ATP hydrolysis activity; ATP binding. The record is from RefSeq and is a predicted model, not a curated record. Gene Ontology annotation, biological process: transmembrane transport.
AUGGCUAUGACCGAAAAGUCCGGGCAUGGCAUCGACAUUCAAGACGACAACAUGCAGGAUAGCAUUCUUACUUCUCAGCUGGAGAUGCCCAACGUCAAGGUCACUUACAGGACGCUGUUUCGAUAUGCAUCCAGAGAGGAGAUCUCUAUUCUGGUCCUGUCCGCUUGCUGCGCCGUUGUUUCAGGGGCUGUCCAACCGCUCAUGACGCUUGUGUUGGGGUCUUUGGCUGGGCAGUUCGCGGGCUUCUCAGCUGGAUCAACAGCAACAUCGGACUUCCAUCAUGAGCUUAGCAGACUUGCUCUGUAUUUCGUUUACCUGGGCAUCGGAUCCUUGGUUUCCGUCUUCAUCACGAUCCAAGGCUUCUCCUAUGCUGGAGAAGCAAUUACACAGAGAACGCGGGAAGCGUAUCUGAAAGCCAUAAUGCGACAAAACAUUGCCUUCUUCGACAGUGUCGGGGCUGGAGAAGUGACCAGCCGCAUUACCGGCGAUAUGACCAUGAUCCAGGACGGCAUAUCCCAGAAACUGGGCCUCACCGCAGCUGGAGUGACAACUUUCUUCGCAGCCCUUGCGGUCGGCUUCGUCAGGUCUUGGAAGUUGACGCUUGUCAUGCUAUCCGUGACCAUCCUGAUCAUUCUCGUUAUGGGCGGUGCCGGCAAGGGAAUAAAACAGCAUCAGCUGCAGGCAAACGAUGCUUAUGCUGUCGGGGCCACCGUCGCCGAAGAAGCCUUUACUUCCAUUCGAAGCACCACUGCCUUUUGUGCACAGAAUUGGCUGGCCCAGAGAUUCAGCAUGCAUUUGGAUAACGUCAGACGUUUUGACUUCAAGAGCAAAGCGUUUUUGGCUUCUAUGAUCGCCGCGAUGAUGGCCAUCAUGACCUUGCAGUACGGCCUCGCCUUUUGGGAAGGAUCGCGUUUGCUACAGGAUGGCAGCAUUUCGGUUUCGAAGAUCAUCACCGUCAUUUUCUCUUCCAUGCUGGCUGGAGUGUCUAUCGGACAUGUGGCUCCGCAUUUCGGUGCCUUUGCCGCAGCGACCGCUGCUGGCCAGAAGAUAUUUCAAGUCAUCGACCGGAAGUCGCUUCUGGAUCCGAUGUCCAGGGCUGGCAAGAAACCCUCAACCGUGGAAGGCGAGAUCGUCUUCAAAGACGUGCGACACGUUUACCCGUCACGCCCAGAUAAUGUCGUCCUCGAUGAUUUGAAUUUUGUCAUUCCGGCCGGCAAAACCACUGCUGUCGUGGGCAAAUCGGGAUCCGGCAAGUCCAGUCUGGUGAGCCUGAUAGAGCGGUUCUAUCAACCCGUUGGCGGGGAGCUGAGUCUCGAUAAUUUGCCCCUACAGGAGCUGAAUCUGCAUUGGCUUCGGACACAGAUUGCCAUGGUUGGUCAAGAGCCUGUUCUCUUCAACACCACGGUGUACGAUAACAUCCGUUUCGGACUGUUGGGGACCGAGCUUGAGGAUGCACCCAAGGAAAAGGUUUCCGGCUUGAUUGAAGAGGCUGCGAGAACAGCAAAUGCGUAUGAGUUCAUCUCAAACUUGCCCCGUGGGUUCCAGGCUCGUGUUGGGGAACGUGGAAUGCUCCUUUCCGGUGGUCAGAGACAACGAAUUGCAAUAGCACGGGCUGUUGUGUCGAAUCCCAAGAUUCUUCUUCUCGAUGAAGCCACUGCCUCACUAGACCUGCACGCUGAGACUCUUGUGAGAGCUGCGCUCGACGCCGCAUCAAAGAACCGAACUACUCUAGUAAUUGCACAUCGACUUUCGACCGUCCGACAAGCCGACAAUAUAAUCGUCCUCAGCGCAGGAAAGCUUGUCGAGCAAGGUACUCAUGAAGAGCUUAUGCGCAGUAAGGGAGUCUAUCACUCAAUGGUCGCGGUCCAGCAAAUCGAAUAUAGUCGGCCGUCCGAUGGCGUCGAAUUGCAUGGCAGUGGUGUUGGCGGUCUUGAGAAGGUUGAAGAGUCGAACUCAAUGUUGACUAACGCAUCGACGCACGACACUUCUCCAAAGCUUAGUAACCAGAGACAUUACAGUCUCUGGGCGCUCAUCCAGUUCAUAUGGUCGCUUAACCAAGAUGAGCACUCAUGGAUGGUACUUGGAUUUCUUGUCUCGAUGGGCACGGGAGCCGGGUACCCCAUACUCGCUAUCUUCUACGGGAAUUCAAUUGUCUCCCUGGUAAAUCCCAGUGAGAGCACUGGUGCUCACGACAUUGACUUCUGGUGUGGGAUGCUUCUCAUGCUGGGACUGGUCAUUCUGGUCCUGUACAUGGUCCAAGGCAUGACUUUUGCUUGGGCAUCGUCUCGGUUGGUCUGGCGUACCAGAGACUUGACCUUCCGUGCAAUUCUCCGUCAAGACAUGGCCUUCUUUGACAUGAAGGAAAACACUUCCGGAGCUCUGGCAUCCAUACUUUCCACGGAAGCCACAAUGAUAGCCGGCAUGAGCGGAGCAACGCUGGCGGCCCUGCUGAACUUUGUGGUGUCGAUUAUUGGAGCCAUCGCCGUGUCCUGUUCGUUUGGCUGGAAACUGGCCCUUGUGUGCACCUCGACAAUGCCGCUCCUUCUCGCUUGUGGCUUUCUCCGGACGUGGGUGAUGGCUGACCUGGAGAAGCGAACUCGACGCCAGACCGAAGCAGCGGGGUUCGCCUGUGAGGCUGCAUCCACCAUCCGUACGGUAGCUUCACUGAGGAUGGAAGAAAAUGUCUGCUCUCGGUACAGCGCGAUGUUGAGGCAGCAGACGAAGCAGGACUUUCGGUCAUUGCUUCUGUCUUCCAUGCUUUAUGCUACCUCGCAAUCCCUCAUGUUGUUUGCCAGCGGCCUCGCCUUUUGGUAUGGAGGAAGCUUGAUCAUGAAAGGCGAGUACACGGUGAAACAAUUCUUCGUGUGCUUUGUGGCCGUCAUCUGGGGAUCUCAGGCCGCUGGAGCUAUCUUCUCGUAUGCCGGGGACAUGAGCAACGCAAGGGCGGCAGCCGCUCGGGUAAAGACUCUCCUCGGUCGAACACCGACUAUUGACUCGUGGUCAGUUACAGGCAAGGCUAUCCCACAUGGGCUCAAGGGCCACAUUGAACUUCGCGACGUGUCUUUCUUCUACCCAACGCGCCCAAGUCGACUGGUCCUCAAGAACAUCAGCAUCACAGCCGAGCCAGGGCAGUUCAUUGCGCUGGUGGGCGGAAGUGGCAGCGGCAAGAGCACUAUCAUAUCCUUACUUGAGAGGUUCUACGAUGUCGCGUCCGGAGGGAUCUAUGUGGACGGGAACGAGAUUUCGACGUACCAGAUCCAGGCUUAUCGGGGCCAGCUGGCGCUGGUGAGUCAGGAGACGACAUUGCACAUGGGCACCGUCAGGGAUAAUAUCCUCGCUGACAAGGAGGACGCCCCAGAGGAGGACCUUAUCCAGGCGUGCAAGGACGCCAAUAUUUACGACUACAUCAUCUCCUUGCCCGACGGAUUCAACACCUCGGUCGGCCCUAAGGGCAGUCUGCUUUCCGGCGGCCAGCGGCAGCGUAUUGCUAUUGCAAAAGCCCUCCUGCGCAACCCUAGAAUCCUGCUCCUGGACGAAUCCACCUCGGCGCUGGACUCGACUUCUGAGGCCGCUGUACAAGCAGCUCUCGACCGCGCCGCAACGGGUCGCACGACGAUCGCUGUCGCCCACCGCCUCAGCACGAUCCAGCACGCGGACGUCAUCUACGUCCUUGAGCGAGGAAGCGUGGUUGAGCGUGGCAGUCACCCAGAGCUGAUGCGUAAGAGGGGCCGGUAUGCUGAAUUGGUGCGGUUGCAGGAGAUUGGUUCGGCAUCAUAG